AUGCCCGCAUUGACCAAGCAGGCAUCGGGCUCGUCGACGGCGGCCGACCAGGCCUCUAAGCCGGAGCGCAUCUACGUCAACAACGCCGAUCUGGGAGAGCUCAAACUGACGUGCGAUGAGGCCGUCGAACGCAUCCUCACGCGAGACCACAGCAGCAGCUCUACGACGACCACGACCUCCUCAGGUGCCUCAAACGAUGGCAGCGCUGCGCCGGCCGACUUUCCGGCCUUCAAGGCGAGCCACUUUCAUACCGACCUCCGCCUCGCGCUCGGGUACACGGCCGCCGUCGUGAUGAUUGGCACCACCCUCUGGGCCUACUUUAUCGAGAAGGAGUGGGAGAACAACAAGCGCGCCUGCGGGUUCGCCGUUGCCGUCUACGCCGUCCUGUCGGCCGUCCAAGCCGUCGACUCCUACCUUCAGGGCAACACAAUCUUUGUCGGCAAGCGGAGGAUGCUCUCCAAGCGGAUCGAGACCGAGAACCUGAAGAUCGUCUCGCCUGCGUUGGGCCGCUCGCAGGAGACCGAGUACCUCUCGCGCGAGGGCAAACCCGUGCUUGCGCCGCCCAACUACUCGCUCAAGAUCGACUACACGCGCAAGAGCAACGGCGGCAAGAGCCUGCUCGGCAGCAAGAAGGACACGUUCGUGCUGGGCCAUCUCGGCGAGUGGUUCACCGAGGAUGGCGAGUUUAUCGAGUCGAUAUUCGAGGAGCGGCUCAUCUCGGGCCUGCAGAAGGCGUUCGGCCAGUGA
This is a messenger RNA of Pseudozyma flocculosa PF-1, 747 nucleotides long. RefSeq lists its product as uncharacterized. NCBI's taxonomy places the organism in Eukaryota, Fungi, Basidiomycota, Ustilaginomycetes, Ustilaginales, Ustilaginaceae. Gene Ontology annotation, biological process: protein targeting to ER. The transcript has 5 exons. Gene Ontology annotation, cellular component: membrane; signal peptidase complex. Bases 1 to 747 code for a protein of 248 amino acids. The record is from RefSeq and is a predicted model, not a curated record.